UCUUGCCGGGCCGAAUGGCAGGGAAAUUUCCUCGUGGAAGAUUCGCGUGUCGCGCGAAGUGGCGACGGACAAAAUUACCGUGUUAGCUUGGCUCACGAGUGUCGCUUAAUUGUCGCUACGCCUGUCCCCGCCGCCGAAAUACGUUGCUUUUUCCCUCGCGUGUCGGGAAAAUCUCGUCCCGACGACGGUAUAAUUUAAUUGAGCAUACUGGGAACGCUUGGUCAUCACACUGCGGCUGGGGAACCCACGAGAAGGAAGGGCAGGACGAGAAUGAAAAAGGACCGGCGCGAUAAGAUGCUCUCGCUGAGAGUCAGACACGCUAUGGCUCAUUUAUCGCGCAAGGAGCACACCGCGCUGUUGGCGCGGCCGAACUGGCGGAGGCUCCGCAGAUUCGACAUGAACCUCCUGACGAAUCCCUUUAGUGUUCGGCGCGCGGCCCUGCGGAGCCGCGCCUCCAGGCGCAUCCGGGUUAUGGCGCAACCAAAAUUCGUGACCAAGAAAUACGACCCCGCAACGGUGCCGCCUCCUUACCCGCGUAUUCACCCGAAGACGCUCGCGGCUAAGAGCAGCAGACGCAUCGUCGAUCUGGCGUUGCCCCGGAAAAGGAAUCUGCUGGGAGCGAUGCAAUUGGCCCGUACGAGAAGCAUGAAGGCAACCUUGAGUGAUCUGCUGGUGAAGGUUCGAAAGUCACGAUACCGGCGGUAUCGCGUAUUCUGCAACGCGCGUCAAGAACGAGAAGCCAAGAAAAAGAGAAGACUAAUGGCCAAGUUGCGCAAGGCGCUCACGAAACCGGAAGACUGGCAGAGGCACAUGCGGGCGUUGGAGAGACUGGCCGCGCCGAAAGUGAGGCCCAAAAAGAAGCCAACAAAGAAAAGAAAGUGGCGGCCGGUCGAUCCGAAGCGACUGGAGGCAUUGGCGCAGCCGAUAGUCCGAGAAAUACCGAAACUCAAGGAUCCUUUUGCGGUAGCGGCAAGCGCGCUCAUUUACCAGAUCACCAGGCGCAUGGAGCAGCUCACGAUCGUGAGGAAACGACCGGAGAUCCCGCUGCGAAUACCGGGUGCCGUCACACCGGCCGCAAUGCGAGCCACCGCUUCCCAGAGAAUAAUCGCUUUGGCGAAGCCGGUGUCGCGUCCUGUGGGCAAGGAGACGGAUCUCAGGGAGGACGCCUUCACCGUGUCGCCGAUGGCAUUAAAGGCGAAAUGCUCCAGGCGUAUCAAGCGGCUCGCUAAACCGAAGAGCUACCCUAAACCCACCUUCAAAAUAGCGAGACCACGUCCGCGUCCAGGGCGCAAACGUCGAUGACACGCCGCAGAGAGAAAGAGAGACCCGCACGAUCCGCGCCGUUAAUUCCGUUUGUCUUCCCGCACGCUGACACGCCGCUGGUAAAUCGAGAGACUUCCGUUGUCCCUGUGGUCUUCGUCUGGUGCGCGUACACAUGUGAUUCCCCGAUGACAAAAAUGCACUAUACGCCUGCGCUGUGCAAAGAUCGUAAUAAAUGUUUAGUGCACCGUCAAAAGCGUCGUCAU
This is a messenger RNA of Odontomachus brunneus, 1526 nucleotides long. RefSeq lists its product as uncharacterized. NCBI's taxonomy places the organism in Eukaryota, Metazoa, Arthropoda, Insecta, Hymenoptera, Formicidae. The transcript is spliced from 7 exons. The coding region runs from base 271 to 1302 and encodes 343 amino acids. The record is from RefSeq and is a predicted model, not a curated record.